GAUCUGGUUGUGGUGCGUGGGCGUGUGUCACUGUAUGUGUGUGUGUGUUGGUGUGUGUCAGUCAUGAAAGACGGAGAGGCAGCACGAGGACCAGACCAGGUGGUGGGGUCCUCUCAGGACCUGUAUGAGGACUACCUGAGCUGGUACCUUCAGCCGGGUUCGGAGGCUGGGCCGUGUGAGGACACCGAGCUCCAGGUGAAGGCGGCCCAGUUCCUGAGCAGGGAAGCGGACCUCUCACACACCUUCACCGUGUUCCCGUUCCAGCGGGCCGUGAGGGAGAAGUGUGAAGACCCGAGCAAAGACCGCAGGAAACACCUGGCAGCUUUCAUCAAGGCUGCCAAGGUGCUGGAAACCAUCUGCGUCAACCUGUUUCUGCAGCCGUGGAGGAAGGAGAUCAAAACUCUCAAGACUUUUACAGGUGCCUAUGUUUACUACCUCUUGCCUGKUUUCAGCAGUUCUACUCUUCAGUGUGUUUUGGCCUCUAUCGGCUACCUGCCACAUGAUGCCACUCAGAGUGAGUUUAGACUCAGUGCGGACGCCAACCCAAAGACAGCCAUGCAGCUGGCCUUUGAACUGCUGCUGGCCCGGGUGCAGUGCUAUCACCUCCUGGAUCGUCUGGUGGAGGAUCAACUGGGACCACAAGAAUGGUUGGAGGCUUUCCACCGAAGAGAACAGCAUAAAAAACUGACGGAUCACACAGAAAAGAAAAACAAGUUGGAAGAAAUCAAAGACAACAAUGAGGAGACGACGGAUGAAGAAGUAGAGGUCUCUGUGGAUUUAGAGAGCAGCCCUCCACUGAAGCCCAAGCCUAAGCCUCGACGAUACCACCUGAACAGUGCCGACCAGUCCGUCAUGGAAAUGCAGCAGAAAUACUCAGACCUGGCCUUCAGGGGCCGCCCUCUGGUACCAGAGCAACGCUACCGAACCCACGGUGCCGCGGGCAGCAAAAACAUGGCUUCUGACGCUGUGGUUUCAAAAAGGAACAGCUUUAAGGGGAGUAAAGCUCAGACGUUCCUGAGUGAAGACGGUUUCAGUAAAGCAAACAAAACCCCUGAUGAAAACAAUGGAAGGCCCCCCGCUCCGUCAGACUUCAGCACCUCUGAUGAACACAGAGUGGACGAUGAGCUCAGCGGUCCUCAGGCCAUUUCCCUUUACACAACACGGAGAGCUGAGCUCGAAGCAGAGCCCAGACCGAGGACCAGAAAGCCCCACUCCACCGAGGACUAUCCUGCCAGGGUUCAACAACCGGCUGAUGGAGAAAAUGUGAGAAUAGCCAAACCAGCGUUUGAGUCGAUGAGCUCUACCGACGAGGAGCAGGAGCUGAGAGAGCUGUCAGAGAGGAUGGGUCAUCUGCACGUAGAAAACAGAGCUGGUGCGAAGAGAACAAAAGAAAACCCAAAGGGAGAGGAGAACACGCGGGAAGAACCGAGACAAAAGGAGAGAAAAAGCUACGAGAGAGGCGCCGCCGGGCCCAACCUCAAGAUGCAGGAGACGGAGACGGGCGACGCCGUCGGCCACGAUCCCAGCAGAAAGACUAAACUCUCUCAGCCCGAGUGGAAACAUCCGUCAGUGCCCAACGAGAGUUCAGAAAGCUGCGUGAACUGUAAGGAUGUGCAGGAAGGGAAGGCCUCAGAGAGAGGUCAGAAAGGCCGAGCAGAGGACAGGUUUAUAACACUUUGUUGAAGUUUCACUUCAGGAGAUUAAAACUAAACAUUUUCUUUACAUCAACUUCUUAGGGAUUUCUCUGGGAUUUAAUUCCCCCCCACCCAUAUUUAGUGUUCAAUCAUUCUUUUUGUUUAUUUUUUUUAUAUUAAAUCUGAUGUCAUUCAGUGAGCAGGCAGUCAGAUCAGACUAGGAUUGGAUUAAAUAUUUCUUUGUUUUUAAAAGUUCUUUUUUUUCAAGGUAAAGAUGUAGAAAUGAUACAGAAGUUGUCUGUGAGAGUUUACAUUUAAAUCAGGUGAACACAAAAUUUAAACUAUUUUCAGCUCAGGUUUUUGCUUGAAUAAAAUCAUUUUACAUUUAUCUCUGAAGUCGUUUCUUCAAGAUCACUGCUGAUGUUUUUCUUUGUGUUUA
Molecule: messenger RNA, 2073 nt
Organism: Austrofundulus limnaeus
Lineage: Eukaryota; Metazoa; Chordata; Actinopteri; Cyprinodontiformes; Rivulidae
Exons: 6
Coding region: 64-1683 (539 amino acids)
Cellular component (GO): cytoplasm
Source: RefSeq, a predicted model, not a curated record